Molecule: messenger RNA, 1353 nt
Organism: Gastrolobium bilobum
Lineage: Eukaryota; Viridiplantae; Streptophyta; Magnoliopsida; Fabales; Fabaceae
Product: probable receptor-like protein kinase At5g20050
Exons: 1
Coding region: 1-1353 (450 amino acids)
Biological process (GO): protein phosphorylation
Molecular function (GO): protein kinase activity; ATP binding
Source: RefSeq, a predicted model, not a curated record
AUGGACGACAGGAGAGUGAAUAUAGUCGCUGUUAUAUCAGUGGUUGCACUGAUCAUUAUCAUAAUUGUUGCUCGUGUUUCAUUGAAGCUUUCAAGGGCUUUCUUCCUCAUCUGUGGAGCUGGUGUUAUUGUGAUUCUUUCAGUCUUUGUUUGUGUUCUUGUCAUCUUAAGUUACAAUCGAAGAAGGAGGCUGUUGGAGUCACAGUUGAAAUCUGAAGGCCGAGAGCUACGAAUAGAGUACAGUUUCUUAAGGAAAGUUGCUGGGGUCCCCACCAAGUUCAGAUACAAGGAGCUUGAGGAAGCAACAGAUGGGUUUCAAUCGCUGCUCGGAAAAGGUGGCUCUGCUUCAGUUUUCAAAGGCAUUCUUAAUGAUGGCACUUCAGUUGCUGUGAAACGAAUUGAUGCAGAAGAAAGAGGUGAGAAGGAGUUCAGAUCAGAAGUUGCAGCAAUUGCUAGUGUGCAUCAUGUGAAUCUUGUGAGGCUAUUGGGCUAUUGUAAUGCUACUUCAGCACCUAGGUACCUUGUUUAUGAGUAUAUCUCAAAUGGGUCUUUGGAUUUAUGGAUCUUUCUCAAAAAGGAAAGUCAAAGGCGUGGUCUUGGUGGGUGCUUGUCAUGGAUUAUGAGAUAUAGAGUGGCCAUUGAUGUUGCUAAGGGACUUGCUUACCUUCACCAUGAUUGCAGAUCAAGGAUCCUACACCUUGAUAUAAAGCCAGAAAAUAUACUUCUUGAUGAAAAUUAUAGAGCGCUUGUUUCAGAUUUUGGUCUUGCAAAGCUUAUUGGUAAAGAUGAAAGCCAAGUUAUGUCUACAAUCAGGGGAACAAAAGGCUACUUGGCUCCUGAAUGGCUCUUAGAGCAGGGUGUUUCUGAUAAGACUGAUAUCUAUAGUUAUGGGAUGGUUCUCUUGGAGAUUGUUGGAGGCAAAAAAAAUGUGUCCUUCGUAGAAGAUGAAAAGGACAAGUCCAAAAGAAAAUGUCAUUACUUUCCAAAGAUUGUAAAUGAGAAAGUGAGAGAGGGAAAAUUCAUGGAAAUUGUUGAUCAUAGGUUACUGGAAAGUGGGGGUGUUGAUGAGAGGGAGGUAAGAACAUUGGUGUAUGUUGCUUUGUGGUGCGUGCAAGAGAGGCCAAGAUUGAGGCCUAGCAUGGCCCAAGUGGUUGAUAUGCUUGAAGGGCGUUUGAGGGUGGAGGUGCCACCUGAUACGAGAAUGGUCCUUGUUGAUUUGCUAUCUGUGGAUGAAGAAGCAACAGACAGUAAUAACAUGCCAAGGUUGGAUUCUAUGUCGAGUCAAAGAACACAAAGCAAUGUGGACUGUGCAUCUACCUACUCGCUUGCUACUACUGUUUUGUCAGGAAGAUAG